AUUGAGAAGAGUUUCCAGGGAGAAGCCAACGCAGCCAUAGACCCGUACUCCGAUCCAGCCGCCAAAAAAGCAUUUGAAAAAUAUGCUCAAGGCUUAGAGACGCCCUUCAGCCAUCUGCGACAACCCUUCGCGUGGGGUGUGUAUGCCAUUUCAGGUGCCAGAGAGGACAACAGUAAGACGCCGGUGCACCAGAUACCCUUGUAUCGCGCAGAUGCGGAAAAGUACUCGUACGCUAAUCUGUAUCAGGU
Sphaeroforma arctica JP610 is the source of this 248-nucleotide messenger RNA. RefSeq lists its product as hypothetical. Lineage: Eukaryota; Ichthyosporea; Ichthyophonida. The record is from RefSeq and is a predicted model, not a curated record. The annotation marks the transcript as partial. The transcript has 3 exons.